Rhizophagus irregularis DAOM 181602=DAOM 197198 is the source of this 1363-nucleotide messenger RNA. The record is from RefSeq and is a predicted model, not a curated record. NCBI's taxonomy places the organism in Eukaryota, Fungi, Glomeromycota, Glomeromycetes, Glomerales, Glomeraceae.
AGGUACUAUUUAACUCUUUUAACGCGUAAUAGCAGUUAGUUGUUUCGCGUGUCAAUUGUCAAAACGGACUUUACUCAACAAUAUAGAAACAAAUAAGCUUCAACAAAAUGUCGGCUUCACGUAAAAGGACUAAAAGAACCCCUAUAUCAAAUCAAGUCAUUUCGACUUAUGACCUACGUCCCAGAACUAGAUCGGCAUCAAUUAUUAUACCCCCAAAUUCGUCGAAAUCACCUUCUGUACAAAAAAAACAGACUAAAAGAAGAAAUUCACGAAAAAAAAAUGUAUCAAAGAGUAAUUUAAGUAAUUUAAUUAAUUUUAUUUAAAAGAUAACCAAGAAAAUGUAUUGCUAUUAUUUAUUAGAAUGUAGAUAAUACGCAACAAUUACCUAGUGAACGAUUCAUAAUGCCAAGUCCGAAAAGAUUUACUGAUGAUUUUAAUGAAUUGGAUACUGAUGUGGAUUUCUUGAGACUUGAUGAAUUAGAACUUUAUGAAUUAGAAUUAUUUAAAGAUGAAAAUGUUGACGGGACGAGUGAACGUUGUCCGUUUUGUAAUGCUACUUUACCUAUUUUAAUGUCUGAUAGAUUGAAAUCAGCAUCAGAGCUUAUCAAACAAGGGAAGAUUCCAGCGUCAGAAUUCUGUUUUAUUCAUUUUGCAGAGAUAUCAGUCACUUCAGAUGGCGUGGCAAAUAAUUACCCUUCUGUAAUUAAUUUUGAAGAAUUGCCAGAUCGUAUUCAUAAGCUUAAAAAUAAUCUCUUGGAAAUCAUUGAUGGUACUGCUGAUAGUUAUUAUCGUAACUGCGCAUUAAAAUAUUAUAAGAAGAAUGGACGAAAGUCUGCAUCCCCAUUGGGGCUACUUAACCGAUUUGAAGAAUUAAGAGCGGGGUAUUAUGGAACAAAAGGAGCUCUUAUAAUUUCAGAUGUUUUAAUGAAGUUAUUUUUAAAUACUCAUAUUCUUACAUCAGAAAAUACCGCUCCAUUGAAACCAGCAGAUUAUAUGAUGGAAGUUCUUAUUCCUGAAACGGCGAUGAGGUUAAUAUAUGAAGACAUUGGUGGGGAUGGAUCUUUGGAAACUGCACGGAAAAUAUUGGUAUCUAGUAGUAAUUUUGGUGACUGGGUGCACAAUGAUGGUGAUGUGUAAACUCUGAUAGUGAUGUGUGGUGAUGUGUAAACUUAGUUUACUCCUCAUCCACCAUAGUAUGCCAUUUCCUCGAAAUUAUGAUUAGAAUUUUGUUAAUAUAAUUAGAUUCAUGUACAAUAAAACGUGCGUGAAUAGCUUCUAAGUAUCAAAGAAUAAAAUUAAUUAAUGAGGAAAUGGGGAUUUGAUCCUUUCCAAUUUCUAAAUUUUCAAGAAUUAAAUGGUGGAA